UAUAUGUGCAUAUACUUAUCAUAAUUUUCAUGAAGGGAAAAAGCGCGGUGCGGAUGAGAAUAUCGCGGGCACGUGUGUAUAAAUAAAGCAUAAUGUAUGCAAUUUAUCGUACAUAUAUAAUUAUUCGUUGUGUUUUCUUUUCGCGAAAGAUUGAUUUGCGUCAUCCCGUCGAUACAUCUGCUCAAAGUAGCUGAACUUAAUUUGAGUUCAGUCUUCAGUCAGCAUAAAUCAGCAGCAUGCGUCGUCGAUGUACGGCUCAUCGGUACGCGAUACGCGACGAUCUUGCGUGAGCUAUCAUACGGAUUACUUGCACUCGGAUGACCUACACGAACGGCAAUCUUCUUCGCAUUCAUAUGGCUGUGAUAGCAAAAAAUCAUAUUCUGGGCAUGAGCAUUUUGUGGAAUACAUAAAUAACUAAAGUAAUGUGAGAAAAAUGGUAAGUAAUUUACCACAAGAAUUCAGGAAAUAUCAGCGGAAUAGGAAUCAAUUACGUCAUAUAUUUGAGGAGACACAACGUACAUUAGAACUCAUAAAACUUGAAAAUUUUUUUCCUGGAGAGAAUAUUAUUGAGGAAUUAUUGCCUCCUUUGAUCUUGAAUAGAGUGACACACCUUCUUAAUAACUCUCCAGCAAUAGUCAUCUUUGGGCAAGAUAAUAAAUCCAAAGCUUCACUGGUCAAUAAAUUACUUUCCACUGAUAUUUUGCCAUUAUCUAAUGAUUCAUGGAGAUGGAUCAAGAUUACAUAUGGUCAUACGAAUCAUGUUAGUCUCACAUUAGGUUUAGAAUAUGAAAUAGUUGAAACAUUACGAGCCAAUGAAGAAUCAUGGACCACACUUCCCAUCGAAGAUCUAGCAAAGUCAAUAGGUGAAGAUAUCAAUUGUCCAACAGUACUGGAAGUGAAAUUAAAUCAAGCAAUAUUGAAAGAAGGUGUUCAAAUAUUUGUUGUUCCAAAUAAUGGCGUGGUAAAAACUCUUGCUAAAAAUUUACUCAAAAUUUUACCUAUAUUUCUUUAUGCUCUUGGGGAGCAACCAUUGACUGAGGAAAAUUUGGAAGAAUUGAGAGAUUUGAAAGAAACUUAUCCAUAUAACCCAAUUUUAUUCAUAUCUUCAUUAGCGAAUAUUUCAUUGGAUGGCACAGAUGCAGACUUAACUGAAUCUGAGCAACAUAGUUUGCAAAGUCGGACAGAAGUGCCAAGUAUUUCUACUGAAUCCAAGAGUAACGAUAGUAUUAAUAUUGACAAAAUGAAUUCACUUGGUCUAAGGUGGCUAGAUCAAUUAAGCAAUUUAGGAUUUCUAGGCAUGGAAGAGUCUGUGGAAGUUCACCAAUUAACAUGGCUUGUCGGCGAGCAAUACGUUAAAAACUCGAGCGAUCUAGUGGAUUCAUGCAAAAAGACAGACCGCGUUUUACAUUUUACAUGUGGCUGCUUGCAAAGUUAUCUGAUUAAUGCCAGCACGUAUUUGAAUGAAAUACACACGACAAGUCUACGUAAAUUUAUUUUAAGUGCAUUUGACAUGGCACGAAAAAUACAGAUCACUCCUAGAAGAAUACAGUACGCCCAACAAAAAGAAAAUGAACUUUAUGCUAAUCUAAUGAAGGUUGUUAAUGAGCAGCAAAUGGAAUUAACAGAAUUAAUACAAUGUAUUAUUCAGGAAAUGAAAGACGAUAUAUCAAAAUCUACCAGUGAUUUUUCCCAGUAUCAAACUGUUCUUGCCGACAAUAAUGAACAAAUAGAAUGGACAGUUACUGUUCGCGCCGCGACGUCGGAAGUUCAGCGAUUCGUGCUGGGUCGUUUGGGCGAAAAAGUCGCAAAGAAACUCGUUAAUUCGGUUAAUUGUCUUCGAGAGACUUUUAUCGGAACUCUUCAACGUUGCCUAAUAAGUCUCGAAAAGACUUAUGAACACGACAGUAGUCUGUUAGCUAGCGAUGCCUUAAAACAAAUACUUUCUGCAGCAUACAAUGUAGAAUUACACAAUUCAUCACCAUCUUUAGUGCAUUCAUUCUUGGAAAGAUUGAGACAGCUCUUUAAAUCCUUACCGCUACCGUGGACACCCACCCCGACUCUAAACGCUGCUUGGAGGAGGAAAAUUACUAUUGAUAUUUUAAAUUCUUUAUCAGCAGCAAGAUUAGCAAGGGCAAUUUCUACACAGUUCAAAGAUAAAUUAAAAUCAUCGCAUGACGCUUUUCAGACUGCCCUAAGAUCUCUGGAGAAUUAUUACUCGGGGAAACUAGAGAGGACCGAAGAGCAGAGGAUAGCUAUACGAAAAUACCACGCGCCCAAACUAGCCAAACUUGCAUUAGAAUCCACGUCAAUGAUGGAUGCGAUUCGUUUUGGAGUUCCUCAUUAUAGCAAGGAGAUUGGCAGAGGACAAUACGGUGUGGUAUUUGCAUGCGAAGGUUGGGGCGGAGCACCAGGGCCAUGUGCCGUAAAAUCUGUUGUUCCACCGGAUGAGAGACAUUGGAACGAUCUUGCGAUGGAAGUUUACUAUACUAGAUCAAUACCGGAUCAUAAAAGGAUAGUGAAGCUUCGCGGAUCGGUCAUAGAUCAAUCAUACGGAGGUGGAUUUGGAUUAGGCGCUGCAGUUCUCUUAAUCACCGAUCGGUUGAGCCGUGAUUUGUACUGUGGUAUACACGCUGGUCUUACAUGGUUGGAACGUAUACAAAUAGCAAUAGAUGUGUUAGAAGGAAUACGCUAUCUUCAUUCGCAAGGUCUAGUUCAUCGAGACAUCAAAUUAAAGAAUGUCUUACUUGAUAUGGAAAACAGAGCUCAAUUAACUGAUCUCGGGUUUUGUAUUACCGAAGCUAUGAUGUCGGGGAGUAUUGUGGGAACACCAAUUCACAUGGCACCAGAACUUCUGUCUGGUCAUUAUGAUAGUAGUGUCGAUGUCUAUGCUUUCGGCAUUUUGUUUUGGUAUAUAUGUGCUGGGAAGGUUCGGUUGCCAUAUGCAUUUGAACAAUUUCAUAAUAAGGAGCAAUUAUGGGCUAAUGUAUUGAAAGGUCUUAGACCUGAAAGGUUGCCACAUUUUGAUGAAGAAUGUUGGACGCUAAUGGAACAAUGCUGGUCUGGAGACUCAUCCAAACGACCAUUGCUCGGUGCUAUUCAACCAGUGUUAGAGUGUAUCCAGCAAAAAGCAGAAAGAGGCAAGUCCUUUCAACAACUCGGCACAUUAAAAUUACAAGAAAGUUCAUCAUCUGAACAAACAAAUCCUGCGCUAGCAUUAGCAGAGCCUAAUAACCAAAGAGAUACAUUCUUCACAACAAAAUCUACAGUUUGAAAGAUUUGGGCAGAUAUUGAUAUUACCAUUAUCUGUGUUUCAAUGGAAUAUAAUAAUAAAUUAUAUAAUAUUUUUUUAUUACUAAAUAGUGAUACCAAGUACUUCAAAGAUUACGUGUGGAAUUGUUCAAAAACACAUAACAUAAGUGUAAAUAAUCUGUAUAUAUUUUUCUAAAAAAGGGAGGAUUAAUAAUCUCUUAAGGUAUAAGCUUUUAUGUUAAUUAACUUUUUAGUAGAAUGAAAAAAGAACUUAUAGGAGUAAUGUACUUAUAGCAGUAAGCAUCUAUAGUAGUCAUAUUUUAUGUCUUAAAAAAGAUAUGAUAUUUAUGAAUAUUGCUUGUUAGAUAUUUGAAUAAUUAUUAUUUAUACAUGUUGUUAAUAUUUAUAAUAAUCUAUGAUUCUCUCUUAUUCUACUUUAUUACAUUUGAAACCAAAUAUUUUUUAAAGAUUUGAUAAUAAAUUCCAAUUUGUUUAUAAGAGAUCUAUUAUAGCUAACAAAGAAAUUAUCCAAUCUUGUCAAGUUCCUCUUUCAUUUAUUUGACUAUUUGUUGAAAAUAUAUUUAUAUGUUACAUGUAAUAUAAUAGAAUCUACCUGAAUAUUUUUUUCUUCUUGAAAAUAAAUUAUAAGAGGUAUUAUAAUUUAGAAUGCGCUAUUUUAUCAAUAUUAUUUUAUUUUUAAGUAAAAUAUAAAAUUAAUUGAAAAUAUUGGCAAAAGAGAAAAUGAAAAGUAAAAAUUCUUAUACUUAUCAAGGUUAUUAAAAGAUAUUCUGUUUAAAUAGGUAGUUGGCAGAUCCAGAUUUAAAUGUAUUUAUUAAUAUGUAAAAUCUCCUAUAUGAUAUAAUUACUAAUUUUUGAGUAAUUAAACUGAGCCAUAUACUGUAAGUUUUAAGUUAAUUAUUAAUCACCAAUAUGAAUGUUAUUUAAGAAAUGUUACAAAAGUAUUAUCUUUUGUCAGAGAGAGAGAGAAAGAGAUAAAUUAAAAAAACUUUUAUAUAUGAAAACAAUUUUAUUUGUAAAUUUGUAAAAAUUAUAUUCUUUAACAAAAUAAUUAAAUA
Messenger RNA from Cataglyphis hispanica, 4325 nucleotides. It is a transcript of the gene Ripk5, whose product is annotated as dual serine/threonine and tyrosine protein kinase-like. Lineage: Eukaryota; Metazoa; Arthropoda; Insecta; Hymenoptera; Formicidae. Bases 434 to 3271 code for a protein of 945 amino acids. The transcript has 5 exons. The record is from RefSeq and is a predicted model, not a curated record. Gene Ontology annotation, molecular function: ATP binding; protein kinase activity. Gene Ontology annotation, biological process: protein phosphorylation.